Molecule: messenger RNA, 4338 nt
Organism: Colletotrichum costaricense
Lineage: Eukaryota; Fungi; Ascomycota; Sordariomycetes; Glomerellales; Glomerellaceae
Exons: 2
Coding region: 1-4338 (1445 amino acids)
Biological process (GO): nucleoside metabolic process
Molecular function (GO): catalytic activity; protein binding
Source: RefSeq, a predicted model, not a curated record
AUGUUCAGCGAUCACGCUCACCAUCAACAAAGAACUACCGGUUGGCAGCCCACGAGCGCUCCUAGAUAUGCCACAGAGAAACGGGAACGGAGCGUCAGUAGUGAAGAAGAGAGUUGUGACGGGCUUACAAAGCGGGCAAGAACAACGGGAUCGCUUCGCAUGCCGAACAGCGCGGGGCAGACCUUGGUCAAGUUAUCACAUGAGGCAUACACCGUGGGCUGGGUUUGUGCGCUUCCUCUUGAGAUGGCUGCAGCCCGAGCGAUGCUUGACAAUGAACACCAACCACUCAAUAUGAACCCAAACGACAGCAAUGUGUACACCUUCGGCAACAUCGGCCCGCACAAUAUCGUCAUUGCAUGCUUACCUUCAGGACAGUAUGGCACAAACAGCGCGGCCGUAGUAGCAAACAACAUGCGAUGGAGCUUUCCGUCAAUACAAAUCGGCUUGAUGGUUGGAAUAGGUGGUGGUGUCCCUGGAAAGAUCGACGUACGGCUUGGCGACGUCGUGGUCAGCAAUCCGACAGCAGAUUCUCCAGGCGUCGUACAGUAUGACUUUGGAAAAGCUCUGAACGAUGGUCGGUUCGAACGUAUCGGGAAUCUGAACAAACCUCCACCACCGGUUCUUGCGGCUGUCUCCAGCUUACGAGCUGACCACGAAUUCCAACCGAGUCGAGUUCCGGAAAUCUUGGCCCGCAUGGAAUUGCAUCAUCCCUAUAUGGUUGAGUUCUCGCAUCGAAAUGUAGAUGAAGACAGACUCUUCGAGGCCUCAUACGAACAUUCUGGGGAAACCUGUGAAGACUGCGAUAGAUCCAGGCUGGUACCACGCGGUCUACGACCGACAAACAACCCCAGCAUUCAUUAUGGAAUCAUUGCGUCUGGAAAUCAGGUCAUGAAACAUGCGAAAACGAGGGACCGACUGGCGAAAGAACUUGGAUUGAUAUGUUUUGAGAUGGAAGCUGCAGGGCUGAUGGACAAUUUUCCAUGCCUCGUUAUCCGUGGUAUCUGUGAUUACUCGGACUCCCACAAAGCAAAGCGAUGGCAGAAAUAUGCCGCUGCAACCGCAGCGGCCUAUGCGAAGGAGCUUCUCUCCAUUAUCCCGCCUCAAGGAAGCUCUAGUUUUCAAAGGCAGCCUGAAGUGCGGGACAUCGCAACACCAUCAACAGAUCGCAAGGCGCUUCUAGACUCGCUCAAGUUUGAUCAAAUUGAUAAGAGGCACGCCAAUAUCAAGACCAACCAUGCCAAAACCUGCGAAUGGCUUCUCCAGCAUCCUGAUUAUGUCACCUGGAUAGAUCGUAAGAUGUACUCUCAGCAUCACGGUUUUCUCUGGAUCAGGGGGAAACCUGGGGCAGGAAAGUCAACGAUCAUGAAAUUCGCCUUCAGCCGAGCGAGAAGGAGAGCCGCGUCGAUUGGGCCUUCCAUUUCAUUCUUUUUCAACGCAAGAGGCGAGGGGCUCGAGAAGUCGACGCUGGGAAUGUAUCGGUCACUCUUACAUCAGCUUUUGGAGAAAAUGCCCGAUCUACAAGUUUUACUCGACAUCAAUGACGGCACACAAGAGUUCGUAGUCUGGGACUUAGAGAAGACCAAGACCCUCUUCCGCAACGCCGUCCGGAAACUCGGGAAACGGCAACUUACUUGUUUCAUUGACGCCCUUGAUGAAUGCGCCGAAAGUGAGGUCCGAGAGAUGGUCGAGGUCUUUGAAGACCUAGGACAAUAUGCGGUUCAGAACGAUCUCCGAUUCUACGUUUGCUUCUCCAGUCGGCACUACCCUUAUAUCGAUAUACAAUACGGUCAAAAGCUCAUUCUGGAGGACCAGAUCGGUCACGAGAGAGAUCUCGCAGAGUACGUCCGUACUAGUCUCAAGGCCGGUACUGGGCCCAAGAGUGACGAGGUCAUCGCCGAAAUCUUACGAAAAGCUUCUGGAGUUUUUAUGUGGGUCGUACUUGUGGUCGAUAUUCUUAACAAGGAGUACCGUAAGGGUCGCUUAUUCGCAGUCAAAAGUCGCUUGAAAGAAAUUCCAUCCGAAUUGAGCGAGCUCUUCCAGAAUAUAUUAACAAGAGACCAAGAGAACCUUGACGAUCUGCUUCUAUGCAUCCAGUGGGUUCUCUACAGCGCACGACCUCUAAAACGCGAAGAAUACUAUUUCGCCUUGGCCUCCGGCUUGGAGCCCGACACGCUGGGAGAGUGGGAUCCCAAUGAGAUCCCGUUUGAAUUCAUGGAUCGUCUGAUUGUCAGUUCAUCUAAAGGACUAGCCGAAACAACGAGAUCCGAUGAUAAGACUGUUCAAUUCAUUCAUGAAUCAGUACGUGACUUUCUUAUCAAGGACAACGGGUUGCGUACUCUCUGGCCAGAGAUGGGUACUGAUUUCGAGGCCCAAAGCCACAAUCGUUUACGGGACUGCUGCCAUGAAUACUCGACUCAAGUCAACAUUUCUAAACACUUGCACGAUGACGACUUUUUAUUCCGUACAUCCAAAAAGGAAUCUAUCGAUUUCCAAGCCGCCAUCGACCAUGGCUUCCCCUUCCUAAAGUAUGCAACCAGCCAAGUACUCUACCACGCCAAUGCCGCUGCCCGGACCGUCCUACAGACCGAGUUUCUUCAACAGUUUCCCUUAGAACAAUGGAUCCAGAGAAACAAUAUCUUUGAGAAACAUAAAACUAGAAGGCAGAAGCGUGAUGCUACAAACCUCUUAUAUAUCCUUGCGGAGAGAGGAUUUACGAAACUGGUCCAGACAGCGCUUCACCACAACCCGAACGCUGAGAUACACGGAGGCAGACAUGGCUACCCACUUCUUGCAGCUCUGAAAGAGGGCCACGAAGAUGUAGCAAGAUUGUUGCUGCAAUGGAUCACAAGCUCUGCGAGAAAAAUUGCGUCUACAUCAUACAACACCCCGGAAUCCGAGACGAGCAGCCAAGUCCACCCUAGCAUCGACUGCACCGACAAAGAAGGACGCACGCCCCUCUACUUUGCUGCAGAGAGAGGGCAAAUCGACAUCGCCAGAAUGCUAUUCGAUUUGGGCGCGCAACCUGACCUUAUACCAAAAGACCUAUCUUAUAGCCCUCUGGUUCGCGCUGCCGAAAAGGGACAAGAAGUACUUGUGCGGUUCAUUCUUGAGCAGCGGUCCGCACUUCUAGCUAAAGUCACUACCAACACGACUCUACAAUCGCCAUUAUCGGUGGACGGAUAUGAAGACAUCAGAAAAGCCCUCCUCAGGGCGGUUGAAACUGGAAAUGUAGGCACUGCGAGGAUCAUUCUUGACACUGGUGUCAGCAUCGAGAACGGGUAUGAGCCCAACUCCACACCUCUAGUAGCGGCAGUCGCAAGGGGUCAAAGAUCUUCCAUCGAGUUCCUUCUUGAGAGUGGAGCAGAUAUCAACAAAGGAGGUAGCAUGUACGGGAAGAAUCCAAUUCAUGAGGCAAUUGCAGCUGCACAUGAAGCGAUCAUUCGACUAUUAAUUCAAAAAGGGUGUAAUUUGGAAGCUCGAGACGCAACUGGGAGGACACCUAUCCACACCGCUUGCGAAUGGGAUGGUAAACCAGAAAUGGUAGCGCUUCUACUUGCAGAAGGUGCGAAUGUUUAUGCGCAAAACGACGCGGGGUAUACUCCGUUGUUCAUUGCUGCAUCAUAUGGCAAAGAUGACAUUGUGAGACUACUAUUGAGCCACAGCAUUCCCACACACCACAGUACCAAUGCUGGAUCCAUGUCCUCUCAUAAAGCGUCACAACAACAAUCCGAUGGUGGGCCUUCAUAUUUGAGGCACAUGGUGAACAAGCUCGGACAGACCGCUCUCUUCGUGGCCUACGGUAAAGUUCUGGGGGACCUCUUAAAUGCAGAUCUGGAUCCAACUCAUCAAGAUAAUCUGGGCCAGAACUUUCUUCAUAAGGCAUGUAAGAGAUCCGAUGUCAGCUCUGAAUAUCUUGACGAUGUGCAGGAGGCCAUUGAGAAGGGUCUUGAAAUUGACGGCCGGGACUACGAGGGACGAACCCCCCUUAUGAAUGCUGCUGCUGAGGGAUUGAAUCCUCUAGUCGUCAAGUUUCUGCUUCGACAUGGGGCCAACCCCAACGCGAGGGACAACCAAGGACACACGCCCUUAUCCGAGAUCAUUCUUAAUGUAAAUUCCACGCCGCGGAUUUAUCUGAAAUAUGAGAGUAUCCUGAAACACGGAUUAGCUGCACUUCAGUCUCUUCUCGAUGGAGGUGCUGAUGUCACGGCACCAGGCCCAGAAGGUGAAAGUUUACUGGACAUGGCUGCUCGGCAGGGUGAAGGUGCUAUUACAGAACUUCUAAGGGAAGCCAUGAAGAGAAAGGGCACUGACUUCAUGAGGAUUGACAUGCUUGUAUGA